CUCUGCUCAGUCUACCUCCAGCGUCCAGGGUCCAGGAACCAAGAGAGCCAGUGCAUCCAGAUCUAGGGUCUUCAACAUCCUCUCUCAGCCCUGCCUUGUAGGCGUGACAGUUACCGAAGCCUCAAUGGGGGUUGGAACUUCCAGGUCAAAGCUGGAAUGGCUACCCACUACAAAGUUCUCUCUCCCUCUCAAUUGACCCUGUUCCCUUAAAGAGUUCACUGAGGCUUUUACAAAUCACUCCCUCCUUGAGUCAUCAUGAAACCCUGACAGUCACUGCCUGGUGUAAACUCUUAAUCUGCUUUUAUGACCCUGAAAAGAAUUCAAGCUUUGUGACCUUGAUUUGGCCAGAGAAUGGCUGGUUGUAUGUGUAUAAAAACUGGAAACUUCAGAGACUCGGGAUAGGACAAAGAGAGAAUAGUAGAGAAAUGUUUGGAGAGUCCGGAGCUAAGUAUAAGAGCUGAAAAGAAGCUGUAGAUUUAGCACUGGCUUACACAGAAUAAUAAAGUGAAUGGACUGAAAGAGCAUGGUGUGCAUAGAUUUAUUUGAUGUCCUUAAGACUAAAUUUCCAGCUGGUUGUAGAUUCUCCCACAGACCAUGGGACAGGGUUAUUUGUGGCUGGGCCCUCAUAGCCUUGUUAAUGUCUGACACUGGGCACUUAACAUAAAGAAUUGAGACUAUUUGUGCAGAUCUGGAUACAAGGAAGAACAAGGGCAUGGACUCUGCAUCUAGGGAAAAGCUUCUUCCUGUUCCAUCUGACUGCACAACUGAGAGGGCUGAGAAUGAGAGGCCAAUGUGGCUUUUGUGACAAGUCCUGUCGGGCCACAGGAAUCUACUUCUGUGAUGAUGACAUUAACCCCUUCAUGAAAGCAGAGCCUUCAUGACCUCACUGUGUCUCAUCCUUCAUCCUGUCAGCACUGUGUCUUUGGGGAUUAACUUUCUAAUGAGUAAACAUUGAGGAACACAUUCAAAUUAAAGCAAAGGAGGGAUUGAGGUGUUCCCAAUUCUGAGAUAUGGACACCCAGGAGGAUGGGGGCAUUCUUAGAGAUACAGCCCAGAGAAGAAGCAUGGGACUGAGUUCAAAUUCAAAUGGCUUAGAUUUUAUGUGGGAAUAUCAUGUACACAACCCUCACUUCCCUGGUUUUUCCUGACAUCUGAGGGAAAGAAUUUGUCUGUGUCUAGGAAGCCACGUGUGAUGGACCCUACUAAGAACCCAGAUGAAGAAGAAAUGGAUGAUAACCCAAAUUCAUGUAAGCGUCAGAAGCUACAGUCAGAGGAGGGGUGCUCACAAUUUGCACCACUGCAACCCUUCCCUCCAUCUUCUCCUGACUCUCCAAGAGACAAGCCCCUAGAAUCAAUGGGGACUGAAGAUGACUUCUGGGGCCCUACAGGACCUGUGACUACUGAGGUGGUUGACAGUGAGAGGAACCUGUACCGAGUUCAGUUCCCUGUGCCUGGUUCCUACCACUGCCCCAACUCAGGACUCCGCUUUGUGGUGACAAGGGCCGUGACCAUCGAGAUUGGAUUCUGUUCCUGGAGCCAACACCUGGACAAGACUCCCUUGCAGCACAGUCACAUGGUGGCUGGGCCUCUGUUUGACAUCAAGGCUGAGCAGGGAGCUGUGGCUGCUGUGCACCUCCCUCAUUUUGUGGCUCUCCAAGAGGGACAGGUGGACGUCUCCUGGUUCCAGGUGGCCCACUUUCAAGAACAUGGGAUGGUCCUAGAAACGCCAGCCAGAGUGAAGCAGCGCCACACAAUCUUGGAAAACCCAAGCUUCUCCCCAAUGGGAGUUCUACUGAGAAUAAUUCCUGCUGUAGGGCUCUUCAUCCCAAUCACUUCCAUCACAUUGAUCUACUAUUACGUCAAUCUCAAUAAAGUCACCCUUCACCUCUACCUAAUUCCCAAUGACUGCACCAUUCGGAAGGUGACACUGAUAAUCACAAAGGCGGGGCCAGGGUGGGCUGACAGAAAACUUGAGAUGCAGCUGGUGAGCCCCAUGGAGAGAUCCUCUACUUGGAGUGGGAAUGCAAUUCUAUAAAGAGAACAUUGGUGUUUAUGAAUCUGCUCUCUUCUUGGCACCCUCACACCAACUCCCAAGUUGAGUCUCCCCCAAAUGCCCUUAAUGUCCCAUUAUCUCUGCAUAGACUUCUAUGGCCUCUUUCCACCUAUCAGAAGGAAAGGAAAGAUUCUCCAUGUGCAUCAUGUAGCCAACUCCCUUCCUCUAUGGCAGGGACCCUUUUCCCACAAUGAACAUGACAGGAGCCAAUAAUUCAACAGUCUGUGUGACUGAACACAAGGCAGAAGGGUACCCAGGAGUUGUCACCACCCCACCCCACA
Molecule: messenger RNA, 2334 nt
Organism: Peromyscus leucopus (white-footed mouse)
Lineage: Eukaryota; Metazoa; Chordata; Mammalia; Rodentia; Cricetidae
Product: NACHT, LRR and PYD domains-containing protein 1a-like
Exons: 4
Coding region: 1193-2035 (280 amino acids)
Cellular component (GO): canonical inflammasome complex
Source: RefSeq, a predicted model, not a curated record